AUGUUGGGUGGUCUCUAUCUUCGCAGCGGCCCGUUUUUCAAGAAAGCCUUCACAAAACCACAGUAUUGGCCUACUUAUGGCGUAUACGGUGCGACGGCCUUUUUGCUGGCGAUUUACAUUUGCGAUUGGAAAGCCGUUGGACAAUACGUUCCUUUGUGGAACAAGCGUUAUAUUAGCGAUGGAUUGAAACAAGUGAACGACUCUUUCUAUUCAUCUCAGCCACCAGCCGCGCAA
Messenger RNA from Mesorhabditis belari, 234 nucleotides. Lineage: Eukaryota; Metazoa; Nematoda; Chromadorea; Rhabditida; Rhabditidae. The record is from the annotation of a GenBank genome assembly.